Messenger RNA from Hevea brasiliensis (rubber tree), 480 nucleotides. RefSeq lists its product as uncharacterized. The record is from RefSeq and is a predicted model, not a curated record. The transcript has a single exon. Lineage: Eukaryota; Viridiplantae; Streptophyta; Magnoliopsida; Malpighiales; Euphorbiaceae. Bases 1 to 480 code for a protein of 159 amino acids.
AUGAACAGUUUUGCAUCAGAAGCGCCAUCACUAAACCCAUUGCCUGACCUUAUACUUUCUUUAGAGCAAGCAACCCUCAUGGCUAAACAAAUCCCGUCCACCAAUCACCCAGACCAACUCGUCCAAAUCUACUCCUCCCUCCAUCUAGCCCACCAACAUCUCUCUUCAUUAAUUUCCCAAACCCAAUUCUCUCUCUUCCCUCCUCCAUCCCUUGACGACAGGGACAAGCCCAUGCAAGUAGGCCAUGGUGAUUAUGAAGCUGGAGCUGAUGAGAAUUCUAACACAACAAUUGACAAGGUGGAGGAGAAGAUGAGGGAUUGUUCUAUCAAGAAUAGGAAGCCCAAGCGGCCGCUUUCGCCAUCGUCCAUGGCAGAGGAAAGAAGGUUACUUGAGGAUAGGGAUGCUAGAGAAAUAAACGGUUUGGAUCCUUAUGGAACCAGAUUAAGGGCAUUGGAUCUUGUCUACCAAUUUCAUGGCUGA